ACCACGCUGCCGGCGCCGCGCCGCGGGCUCUAUUGCGCACGCCCGGGGCGCUCGUCUCAGAACGGGACGCUCGUGGGGGCGAGGGGAGGGGCAUCCGACGCUGAGUGACGCUCACGGCUCGCGCAACAGUCCCGCGCACAAUCCUCAGACUCUGAGGCGGUGUGCGAGGUAGCGCGCGCGCGUCUCGCCAACACGAAGCUUGUCGCGUUCUGAUGCUCAGGUGGACUUGGAGUGGCGGAUGGGGUCGAUGGAUCCCGCUGCGCGGGAUCGUCGUGGGAUUCUGUCAGCGACGAAACGAUUCUCCAGAGCAAGACAGCGGCUCUGAGAAAACCUGGGUGUGACUACAUCGGCCGAGAUUUCUUUCGCAAUUCCGAGUGUGAUUUUUGUGACCAGUCUUAGUAUUGUCCAUUCGUCGUAUUUACGUUGCAUUUAGCUCGCCUGAGCCGUGCAUAGAGGCGGAGGAAAGGGAGUCGGGUUGUGACGCGUCGAGUCGCGCUUGGACCAAGAAAUUUUGUGAACUCGCUGGGCGACCAUGUUUCUCGCGGCACCGCGUCGGCGUGCUUCGGCGACGCCUGAGUAGUUGGGGCGCUGUGCGCCUGUCUUCGAUUUGCUCUGGCCUGAACUUCCGCACGAGGCGGGACCAAACCGGAUGUGAAAAUGGAAGAGGAGGAGCACAGACAGGACGACGACAAACAAGAGGAGGCUGAGCUGGCGCGUGAGGCUUCGACCGAACCGUCGACGGGCGAUGCGACGGCGGCCAGCGACGGCGGCGUGCCCGAUGGCUCGAACUCGUCCCGUGCGUGUGGCUCGCGCUGGUCCCCGUCUCGGCUGGUGGGCGAGGCGAGCGCCAUCUGGAGCAACAUGGCUCGCUUCCGACCCGCCUUUCUGGGCGGCCGGGACGACAACCUGCCCGACCACCUGGGGCCCGUCAAGCAGCUGUUUUGCCGCACGGGACACAACCUGGCCGUUUUCCCCGCCGGCACGGUGUACGGCACACGGGAGGCGUACAACCGAUACGAAGCUGCGGAAGGCGUUGACCUAGAAGAGCGGGUCGAAGACGGUGAUGUCGAAGAGGACGCGGAGCCUGUCGGUGUUGUCCACGGCACACAGGAGCACUUCGCUGAAAACGCAAUCCUGGAGCUUCUUUCGCACGACAUUGGCCAAGUGCGAAUCCGUGGCGUCGAGACGGGACUGUUCGUCUGCAUGGACGCCGAAGGCAGAGUAUACGCCAAGAAGAACCGGAUGGACGAAGAGGGCAUCUUCUACGAGAUGUACGAGGGCGGCUACAACCUCUACCUGAGCAAGCUGAACAAGGACAAAGGCUGGUACCUGGGCAUCAAGAAGUCGGGCGUGCCCAAGCCGGGACCACGCACGGCGCGCGGACAGAAAGCCGUCCAGUUCCUUCCCAGGGCCGCCAAGCCACGCUCCUAGUCCUUCUACUCCCGCAGCCUCGGUGCUUCGUCAACAGCCUGCGGUGCUUACAUCCUAACGUCGAAGGCUCCACCAGGAAACGGAGGACGAGACAUCGCCUGGCACCAGCCACGCAGCCACACGGAGAUCGGUGUGCGCAUGCGUGUGACGCAUGGGUCUGUCGGAGUCGAAAGUCAGGACGUAGGCUUCCGCGGACGAAAUUGAACGCAAAAGAGGUGUGAGAGACGAGGAGCGAUCACGUGUCACCGAGUUCAGAGGCCCUUAUACAAUGGACCGAGGACCUGAACAGUUGUUACGGCUUUGCACUUUUACCUUCAGACCAGCUGAAGUUACAAGGCGUGAAAGAAAGUUAGACGGCAUGGCUCGAACUGGAAGACACGGUGGAACGAACACAGACGAGCAUACUUAUUUUUGGUAAUUGCAGGAAAUUACCUUCAAACGUCGUCAGGGAAGCUUCAGUUGACUGCCUUACUCGCAGUUUCUUUCCUACUAAAGCAUGACACAUGCUGGGAAGAUCUCGUCCUUAAACAAAAACAAGUUCGGAGCGUAGCUAAAAGAAAUGAAAUUACUAUACGAGAAAUAAAAGGCGUACGUGUGAAUAGGUUGUAAGAAGCUGGUGCGAAGUAAAAAAAAAAGAACGAAAUACAGCUGUUGACAGAAUGCUGCCAGUCGUUUGACGUGCCACUUUGAAGUAUCCCUUGCCAAAACGAGGAACGACCAAAUGCACUUAGCCCAACCUAGACGAACCUGCAAGUUUCCAUUAUAAGCCACUUCACGUAAUGUUCAGAAGCCAAAGUGAAUUUUUUUAAGCGCAGACGCUUGUUGGGAACGCUAUGCCCUCCCAGCAGCCUCGAUGUAAAGAAACAGCCGAUCUACUGGGCGGCGUCACGUACCGCCAGGGUAAUUCUUGUAAGAGUUAAGUCAUGCAAAAUUGCCGAUUUCGCGUCAAAACAAAAAGAAAGAAAAAUGAAAGAGACGGCAAAAUCAAUCGAGAUGUCCCGGGCUCUCUCUCUCUCUCUUCUGCGUUCGGUUUCACAAUGUGAGAACAAGGUGUUCAGUUUCUCUCGCUUGUCCGCACUCUUAAUUAUGACGGGACAACGACAUGAAUGCUCUGUCUCAUCGGCCAUAUUUGGUGUUGUGAAAGGCUUCGCAUCAGUAGUGGUUGUGCCGCAAGUUGCCGAGCCUCUGUUGUCGCAUGCGAGUGAUAAUUGCUUUUUACGGAUUCUGUAAUAGACACUGUACUCGACGUGUACUGCUGUAGCUGUGCAGUGGAUAUGCGCAAAUGCAUUCUGACGUCAGCACCUUUUGAAAUGCGGGUUCGGCGGCAAGGGUUUGUUAUAACUUAUGUAGUUUGAAGAUGAUUGAGUGAUUUUUGCGCGCACUCGCAGCCAUUUGUUGUACCAUGAUGGUAGCUUGGAUUAGCUUGUUCAACUAUAAGAAUGGUAAAGCAGUGCGAAUGGUUAUUAAGCGGGCGGCUUAACCGUUCAUAAUGUCUUAUGUACCCGUUAUGUAAAAAACAGCGAUCGCACUUUGGCGUUCACGUUUAUAAACGAAGCAGGAGUGAAACGGGCAACUGUAGGCGCGAGCAGUUUUUAUUGUUUUGCCACGGAGUUUGUGAAACUACCCUUGAUCCUCUGCAAUCACUUACUGCUGCGAUUGUUCAUUUUUCGCUAACGCCGAACUCCAUCGGGAGUGGUGGACAAUUGAACGCUGGCCAGUGAGGAAAAGCCUUACAUAUAGGUGUUCUGUGAAGGCAACUUCGGAUUCGGGGGUUGUAGUGUGACGUAGAAACGUCCCAAUAACUGUUGAGCGUAGUUUAGAUGUCCACGGUUGUGCGUAUGUGAUUGUGGCCGAUACAAACUUGCAGUUAUGCCCAAGCCAAAGAAUCAGCCACCGGUUUGGGUCGCUGUCUUCUCUGCCUCACUUGAACUGGCGUCUUCGCUGGAAUGCUGUGAUGAGAUAUAAAUGUAGAUAACCGAAGAUGGGAUGACGUACCGUAAGAUGCGUUUGGCGCAGCUUUAUGGAGCCAUCGUAACACUGUAUAAGGGCGUACCACUGAUCCCUUUUUAGGACUCGAAUCUAUAACAAGCAGUAAUCUAAACGAAGUAUUCAGGGCGAGACACCUUACCUAUAUAGUAGUGUCUAAAGGACUUUCAAGAAAGCAUACAUCACUGUAGUUCCACUUUUAAGAAGUACCAUAAGGCGAAAGGGUAAUUGACGGCACAGUUAGUUGACUGUGUUCCUAGCCGAAAGAAAGAAGCGAAAAGAAGCAUGCGUGAACUUUGUUGCUUAUUUGUUGCAAUUUAGCCAGUGACCGAAUUCGUAAAGCUUUAUUUCAUAAUUGCUCUCUGUCAUUGAUUAGUCAGCCGUCUUCGCUAAUGAUAUGCCAAGCAUCAGGAUCUUGGUGAAUAUUUUUUUGCCUUACGAGAGGUUCUUGCGUGACACGUUUUCGUGGCCCAGAUGUUCUUGUCGCUCAGGGUAACUCGUCUACCAUUAUUCAUCGUCAGCGUAGACAUAUAGCUUUGUAAUUAUUUCAUAGCGCAAAGAAAUAUUUUUUUUGUAUUUUGACCGGCAGAGCGUAUAUCUACUUAAGUUAGUUAGAAUUCUACCAACGUUUAUCAGGUGCCUAUUUCGCUUUAGGCUACCUGUUGCUACUUGCGAAAAGUGGAUAGAUUUGCUCGACGUUCUGAGCAAAGCUCUUUUUCAAGCUUAGACAAAUCGAACUGACGGAAUUUUCUGUUGGUGUCUACACUUUACUCAAGGAGCGGUUCGCCUCUUUCAGCAACAUCUGCUGGUACAGAAAAGCACGAAGCGCAGUUUCCUUUGCGGAACGUCUACUUCUUAUUGUUGCUUGAAUGUUCAUUGAAGGCCUUCGUUGAUACUAUGGCGAAGCUGCGUAGAAGAAAACAUAGCCCUGGUUAACUCCAGGCUCCAAUCUUAUUUGCCAUUUCUCUAGCAAAAAGAUUGUUAACCUCGACCUGGGUUGAAGUGUAGUUGUAGGUAUGUCGACAGAGGCAGAACGGUGUGCGGUUGGCGUUCGUCCAGAAACUUAGCUGCGCUUCAUUCUCUACUACCAUGCUUCCUGGUAAAAACAACAACAACAACAACAAACAACUGUGACAUCCGCUUAGUCUCGAGGAAAAGUUAAAUGGUUUUAACCAGAAAUACACUUUUUGUUGUUAUGGUGCUACCAGAAUGGCGAUAUGCAUUGCGAUAUACAAGUGCUGUUGGCUACUUCUUGUGGAAUUGCGUCCAACUAUAUACAACCGGGGGGACUCUUACUGCGAUUUACAGCAAACUUCACUUUACUUAUCCGACAGCGUAAAGUUCCACAGUGAAAGACGCCUCCCAACUAUUCGAGUGUUUGCGUGUAUAUAUGGCGCCGGUAUAUACCUUGAAGAACCCGGUCGUGCUGAUGUUUUGUAUGAGGUACUCUCUGCCACAAUGCCCAUUAAUGUGCUAGCGUGUGGUUUUCGGCUCGCCUCCCACUUUCACAGACCCUCCCUCCCCCGCCCCUUAAACUUUGAACCGUGCGCUCUGCAGCCUACUUCCUUCUCGAUCGCUUCUUGCAGUGUUUUGACUUGCUUGACAGUCCGAAUGUCUCGUAAUGUAGCCUUGUUCACGCUUUCACUUGAGCAGUGGCCACAAUGAUGCCUUCGCAGCGACACGUGACAGACGAAUUUUUGCCUGACACCUGUACACAUUAAUUCCUCUCUGAUAUGGCCAAAACGCUCUCUUUCUCUCGUUUCUGCCAUUCAUCCUUCAGUGUUUUUUUUUUUUUUAUUCAAGCAAAUAACCUCGCUCCUUGCCCGCACCGCAUUGCAGAUGUGCUUCACUCAAUUGGUCUUUUCGUGUACGAGUAGUAGUCCAGCUAACGUUGCCCAUCGAACCUUCUUCAGCUUCUUUCAAAGAAACCGAAAAUACGCAGUACCACGUGUGUCUGUCGCAACGUGUACUUUUUUUGUGAACAUUGCGAAAAGGUCAGGAAAGUAAAACAGCGAAACGAAUCAAAGAGGGAGGCUGUACGUUGGUAAGGGCUUGGCUUUUUCGUCCUCUUAGGUCGUUUUUCAACCCAGACGGCUGCUCGCGCAUCGUUUCCCCGCGCCGAGUUCCUAGAGACACUUCCUCAGAUGCUAUACAUAGCGUUCUGCGUACGAGAUAAGGGCACGGACCGGCAGUCAACAUCUCCUCGAGCCCGUGACUGAACGAACGUAUACGCACACAGCUGCAAAGAUGGCCCUCUGCCAGUUCCGUCUCUCUUCUUGGGCAACUCUUUUUCUGUAUAUCUGUCUUUUUUUUUUAGUCUGAGCUCGAUUGGUAAGCAUUGAGGCAUAAAGUCUGGAGGAAGACCGUGGGCGCAUUCAAAUGCCGACCGGAAGUCGGCUAUUGUUCGUCUAGGCUACACAGGAAGUUGAGGAGGAGUGGUUUGAGCACUGUACACUUUCAUCUUCCUGAGUUUUCGGUAAUGUGUGAGUGCUGUGCUAUGCGCACUCUUUCUCUGUCUUUCCUCUGCAUCUUUCAGUCUCCCCCACCCUGUUCCCAUGUGUGGGAUAGCAAACCGAUUUUCCUAAACUGCUUAAUCUCCCUGCCUUUUCUUCUCUAAUAUUUCUUCUCUAUCCAUGCCCAACGACUACUGGCGACCACGGACGUUUAGAUCGAUCGAUACAUUACUCCCAGCUUCUGAUUUGUUUGGGUUUCCUACUUCACUUUUCUCCGCCGCCAUUGGUGAUUCGCGUCGCAGGAUAUGAAUUGCGCAUUAGGAGGCUAGGACACCUGCAAAGGGGUGUACAUUCCAAAACCGAGCACCUAAUGAUACUACGGAUGCUCCGUGGGGAACAGCCUCAUGUAAGCAGCCGAUACCACUGUUGUGCAGGGUCUCUUGCCCAUUGGUUUAGAAAGGACUCGAAUUGCGUGGGCUUUUUCUUUUUUUUUUUUGUUGAUGUGAAUGACACUUAACCUAUAAACAAGACAACAGUUUCAUGAAAAGUUAUGAUUUUUGCAGCCAAAGGCGGCAGACAUCAAAAUGGGUGUAAUACUCGAAGAAAGCAUUGUCAAAUGGUUAGUACGCAAUCAUAAAUUCGCACUUAUAUCUUUAGAGGGUGCGCUGUGAUUGCCAAAGGAAGAACUACAAUGCGUCAUUCGCGUCAUCUUCGAAAACUGCUGGCUUAAAAUGAGCGUCGAAAUGCAUAUUCGUUGUGGUUAACCAGUUUCCGUGGUUAUGGAAACGUGGAAGAAUGUAAACGCAUGAUGUGUUUUCUCCCCAGUAUCAUUGCUAUAUUAUAGCUAUAUUAUCAAGCGUAUCCCUUAGGAAGUUGGCCGCGUAAAAGUUACACCAGGUAAAUGUAACUUGAGGGUAUGAGGACGAAUCAUUCGAUGACUGCUAGAAGUCCGCUAGAUUUUUUUUUUUUUCUGUGGCAGUUGUCAGGCAAUGCAUAUGCUCCACCUGCUGUUAAAAGCGGAGCACAGCAGGGUUAACACUGAUAGGUCAAGUAAAAAAAAAGAAAAAAAAAGAAAGCUGUCUACGUGACUAGAUCAUGCCCGUUGGACGCCGUAUCCUCAGACUUUUGCUGGACCGCGCUCCAAGUCGUAAAGCCCGUUAUUCCAAUUCUUCGCAAGGGAUCGCGUGGCUCAGGAUGUCAUAAAUGUACACAGGCGAAAGAUGGAGCUCGAAUAAUUGGAGCUCGAAUACUGCAACUUGUAUUGAACCACCUCCACUCAAACCCAGGCACAUAGCUGCAAUUUUCCUGUGUUCGACAUAAAGGUUAUUGCGAUCACAGGGAUCGUCAUGUCGGCAGACAAGAACUAAGACUUGUCAAAACCGUCUCGUCUUAACGUAACCUUCCUGAAAGUCGUUAAUCUUAAUGUGUGCGUAGUGCCGGUAUAAAGCUGGCUUAUUUGCCUUAACCUUACUUUCCACUGUUGCCGUGGUUGUACAUUAUUUUUGCUACCGUUCUCUGAGGAUUCUUCACAAUUCCUGAGCCCUGUUUUUGCUUUCGUGCUAUUGUAGGGACGUACGAAACUGCUUUGAAUGUACAGUAUGUUGCUUCAGACUCCAGAUGUUUUUCUAAUGUAUAGAUAAUACCUAGUUAUGGCUUCUGUAUGCAAGUGUUGUGCCCUAUAGACGUAAUAUAUCUUGCGGAUCAUUAACAUUUGUUGUUAUUGUAUGCGUAACUGCGGAGUGUGUAUGUACAUUUCCGUUGUUGUGUGCUCGCUUUUGUACACAUUGUCGCUGACAAUGUUAUACUCAGUGUUGUUUAGAAGGUUUUAGCAUGCCGUCACUGGUCCACCGCUGUUGGCGCCGCAUUCGAGUAGGCGCGACGAGAUUGCUCGCGAAUUGUCAGCUCGUGGCGGAGACAGUGGUGGUCAACGUAACAGUGCGCUAAAACUCUCUAAUCUAUGAAGCAGCUUCAGUGAAAACGCGCGCUCGAAUGUAUUGACAGAUCGUCGCGUAUGUGCAACGUACUUCACUGUAUAUCUAGUCAUUGUGCAUUUCGAAGGGGGUCCAAUAAACAUGCGACAAUAGUUCCUUUCAAACCCCGACAGUGUGUGCCCUGUCCGCUUCUUGUUUCGCUUGUGCAUAUUAACUCAGGGAGAUAACUUUUGCCGAAGACGUUUU
This is a messenger RNA of Rhipicephalus sanguineus (brown dog tick), 8047 nucleotides long. It is a transcript of the gene bnl, whose product is annotated as fibroblast growth factor 1. Bases 658 to 1431 code for a protein of 257 amino acids. Gene Ontology annotation, molecular function: growth factor activity; fibroblast growth factor receptor binding. NCBI's taxonomy places the organism in Eukaryota, Metazoa, Arthropoda, Arachnida, Ixodida, Ixodidae. Gene Ontology annotation, cellular component: cytoplasm. The transcript has 5 exons. Gene Ontology annotation, biological process: positive regulation of protein phosphorylation; cell differentiation; positive regulation of cell population proliferation. The record is from RefSeq and is a predicted model, not a curated record.